AUGAGGCAGAAGUACUGUGAUAUGGCUGCGGCAUUGAAUGUCAUAUGGCCCAAAUGCUCACAGCCUUUGGAUAGCGGCAAUGCGGCCUGGUUUGAGCGCUGCAAAAAGGACAGUAUGCCGCUGGUACACGCAGUCUUGAAAAUCAAGAAAGCAGGGAUCCUCUUCAUCAAAGAGCGAGAUGUAUGGACGAGCUCGGACAUCGCUGAAAUGCAGACGAUCAAGGCCGCUGUCUCCGCUGCGGAAAUCAAGCUGGCCUCUGCACAAGCCGAGUUGGACAAAGUCUCGAGCGCUAUCAAGAGCUCAAUCAGGCUUCUCCGCGCUAAAGAAGCCAAGCUCAACAUCCAAAUUGUGGCCCACAAACAAAGGCUGAAGUACCAGAUCGUCUGA
Molecule: messenger RNA, 387 nt
Organism: Microstroma glucosiphilum
Lineage: Eukaryota; Fungi; Basidiomycota; Exobasidiomycetes; Microstromatales; Microstromataceae
Exons: 1
Coding region: 1-387 (128 amino acids)
Source: RefSeq, a predicted model, not a curated record